GCCGAGGCUGUUCUGGGGAAUCCCGUGACUUCCCCGGAGCAACCCUUCAAGAGCAGUAAUCCAGGCUCUGGUCUCACUUCCUCAUGCAUCUGCUGAGAGAAUCCUAGUUUUGAGUUUUACUGCUCGAAUCUCCUCUCCUUUCUUUUUCUAAAAUGGCAUCAAUUACCCGUGCUCUUCGGCCCUUGUCCCGUGCCGGCCCUUUACGCUUCGCGGCAAGCCGACGACUGCCUAUCCGGCCGUUGCUAUGGUAGGUAUUCUUUUCUCUCUCUCUCUCUCUCUCUCGGCUGUUUCUAGAAUAAAAAACUGUUCCUUACCCUGUUACCUUGUUUAAUAUUUGUUAACUUGUGGUCUGGUUUCAUCAGUGCCUCUUCAUUCUCUACGACUUCCCGCAGGCGAGAUGUCGACCUCACCGGUCUCACGCCUACUCCGAUCACGUACUUCUCGGAAACUGAAUCGUUGAUGGCGGAGACUGUAGCCAAGUUUGCUCAGGAGCAGAUUGGACCCAAGGUCCGGGAGAUGGACGAGGCGGAGAGCAUGGACCCGGCCGUUGUGGAGCAGCUGUUCGAGCAGGGAUUGAUGAGCAUUGAGAUCCCCGAGGAAUACGGCGGUGCCGGAAUGAACUUCACAUCAGCCAUCGUGGCCAUCGAGGAGCUGGCAAAGGUCGAUCCCAGCGUCAGCGUCAUGGUCGAUGUGCACAACACGCUCGUCAACACGGCUGUCCUGAAGUAUGCUUCGGAGCAACUUAAGCGGGAUUGGCUACCCAAGCUGGCUACUGGUACCGUCGGGUCUUUCUGUCUGUCUGAGCCGGUCUCCGGGUCUGAUGCAUUUGCUCUGCAGACCAAGGCUGAAAAGACGGCGGAUGGAUACAAGAUCAAUGGCUCCAAGAUGUGGAUCACCAAUUCCAUGGAGGCUGGAUUCUUCAUUGUCUUUGCCAACCUCGACCCCAGCAAGGGGUAUAAGGGAAUUACGGCUUUUAUCGUUGAAAAGGAUACCCCCGGUUUCUCCAUUGCGAAGAAGGAGAAGAAGCUCGGUAUCCGGGCCAGCAGCACCUGUGUGCUCAACUUCGAUGACGUUGUCAUCCCCAAAGGCAAUCUCCUUGGAGAAGAGGGCCAGGGAUACAAGAUUGCCAUCGGUAUACUGAACGAGGGCCGUAUUGGCAUUGGUGCCCAAAUGACAGGUCUGGCGCUCGGUGCCUGGGAGAAUGCUGCCUAUUACGUUUGGAAUGACCGCCGCCAAUUCGGCCAACUCAUUGGAACAUUCCAGGGCAUGCAGCACCAGCUUGCUCAAUCCUACACGGAGAUCACGGCGGCGCGCGCUCUCAUCUACAACGCCGCACGGAAGAAGGAAGCCGGUCAGGACUUUGUCCAGGAUGCAGCUAUGGCGAAACUGUACGCGUCGCAGGUUGCUGGCCGGGUGGCCGGGCUAGCGGUCGAGUGGAUGGGCGGCAUGGGCUUCGUCCGCGAGGGCCUUGCGGAGAAGUUCUUCCGCGACAGCAAGAUCGGGGCCAUCUACGAGGGUACGAGCAAUAUCCAGCUGCAGACUAUUGCGAAGAACUUGCAGAAGGCGUACACAAAAUGAGGUUUGAUCGAGUAGAGAAUAUGAGCAUAUAGGAUGGAUGACCUUUUAUACUACUAUGAUUAUUUUGGCUUGGAUAAAGCAUCAUGAUGACUAGGAUAGUUGUUGGUUUAUAGGUAGUUAUUUGUCUGGGUUGGACGGGAAUUUAUAAGAUAUCCAUAUUGAUACCAUCU
Messenger RNA from Monascus purpureus, 1748 nucleotides. NCBI's taxonomy places the organism in Eukaryota, Fungi, Ascomycota, Eurotiomycetes, Eurotiales, Aspergillaceae. The record is from the annotation of a GenBank genome assembly.